Spirodela intermedia is the source of this 2838-nucleotide messenger RNA. The record is from the annotation of a GenBank genome assembly. NCBI's taxonomy places the organism in Eukaryota, Viridiplantae, Streptophyta, Magnoliopsida, Alismatales, Araceae.
AUGGAGACGGCUAGCACCGCCAAGCGACUGCCCCCCAGCACCACCACGGUGGCGGCGGCAGCUGAGGAGGAGGAGGAUGACUAUGUCGAGUAUAUCCCGGUCCACAAGCGCAGGGCUAUGGAGGCCCAGAAAUUGCUGCAACGCAAAGGCCGCCUCCCCUCCGAGGGGUCGGCGGCCCCCUCCGCCGUCGAGGAAGCCGCCGGCCUCCCCAAACCUCCCGAGGUCGCCGAAGCCAAACCUAGUCUCCUCGUCAAGGCCUCCCAGCUCAAGCGUGAUAUGCCUGAGAUCAGCCCCACGGAGCAGCUCGUCCAGCAGGAAAAGGAGAUGAUCGAGCACCUCUCCGACCGCAAGACGCUCAUGUCCGUGCGGGAGCUCGCCAAGGGGAUUACCUACUCCGAUCCCAUCCCCACAGGUUGGAAGCCCCCUCUACCUAUCCGCCGGAUGUCCGAUCGCCAGUGCGAUGCCAUCCGCAAGCAGUGGCAUAUUAUGGUAGAUGGCGACGACGUGCCCCCGCCUAUUAAAAACUUCAAGGACAUGCGCUUGCCUUCUCCGGUUCUCACGAAGCUCAAGGAUAAGGGUAUUGUGCAGCCGACCCCGAUCCAGGUACAAGGUCUGCCGGUGAUCCUGUCCGGGAGGGAUAUGAUAGGGAUCGCCUUUACAGGAUCUGGGAAGACCCUAGUGUUCGUGUUGCCACUGAUAAUGGUGGCAAUUCAGGAGGAGCUUAUGAUGCCGAUCGCUCCUGGGGAGGGGCCUUUUGGGCUCGUCGUCUGUCCUUCAAGGGAACUCGCUAGGCAGACAUUUGACGUCGUGGAGGAGUUCCUAAUACCACUGAGGGAACACGGCUUCCCUGAGAUCAGGCCAUUGUUAUGCAUUGGAGGCGUCGACAUGAGGACGCAGCUGGACAUUGUGAACAAGGGUGUCCACAUCGUGGUGGCCACUCCUGGGAGGCUCAAGGAUCUGUUGGCAAAGAAGAAGAUGAAUCUAGACAGUUGCAGGUGCGCUCACAAAGAUCCAUUAUCCUUGCGUCUUCACUGUCCUCAGUUUUAGGAAUCCUUAUGUUUUCUGGGUGUUUCCCCAUUGUUUGCCGUGCUUUUCUAUUUUCCCUAACUAGGGUUUCUGAUUACUUGGAUUUCUCUUUGUAUUCUUGAAUCCCAAGAUUCAUUUUUAGGAAAAACAACCAUUCUUUGUCAGUUAUUGACAUAUCACAUCAAUAAAUCCUUUUUUUUAUCCAGUAUCUAUUUCUAGCAAUCCAUCCUGUGCCACCUCUUACGGAAUCAUGUUCUUGCGAAUAGGAGAAAAUCCAAAUAAGAAAAAUGUAACCAAACCAAAAUAUUUUGCCGUUUCUCCCUCUCUCUCUCUCUCUAUCUCUCUCUCUCUCUCGCUUGAUAAAUGAAGAAUUUAUAAUACAGAAGCAUGCAUAUUAUAUACAUAUACAUGUAUACAUACGAUCAUUUUCCUGUUCUUCAUGAGCUUGCUUGGAUCCCUGUUCUGUUUUGGCAUAUAGACCAGUUCAUACUUUUCCUUUUUGUGCUGGUUCUCUUUUGUAUUCUUUUAGGAUCAACAUAUUGAUUUUUUUUUUUAAAGAUCAAAUCUUGAUAAGUUUUUAAUGAUCAUUCGUACAACUACAAACCAGAUAGCUUCCCACUUGGGAAAGGAAACUCCAAACUCCAACACUGAUCUCGUUCAUGUUCCGUUGAUACCUUCUCUUCACAUUUUCUUCUCUUCGUCAUGCCAGAAGAUGCAUGGAGUUUCCGUAUGUAUAAAUGAUAGUAUGGCAGCGGUUUAGAAGAUCUCCUGCAGGAACCCUAACAGUAGAUGGAGCAUAAUUUUCAGAUGGGUCAUGCCGACCUGUUCUGUGUUUUGUAGAACAUCGCUGCAUCAGAAUUUUUGGCGUUUCCUUGCUUGUUCAUGGUGAUUUCGAUAUGGGUGAGGAAAUCUGUGUCUGAAGAAGAGGUGGAACACUGCUUUUGCAGGUACUUGACCUUGGAUGAGGCGGACAGGCUGGUGGACCUAGGGUUCGAGGACGACAUCAGGGAGGUGUUCGACCACUUCAAGGCCCAGCGGCAGACCGUCCUCUUCUCCGCCACCAUGCCGAAGAAGAUCCAGAACUUUGCCACCAGCGCCCUCGUGAAGCCGGUGAUCGUCAACGUGGGGAGGGCCGGAGCGGCGAAUCUGGACGUCAUCCAGGAGGUGGAGUACGUGAAGCAGGAGGCUAAGAUCGUCUACCUGCUCGAGUGCCUGCAGAAGACGCCGCCGCCGGUGCUCAUCUUCUGCGAGAACAAGGCCGAUGUGGACGACAUCCACGAGUACCUCCUGCUCAAGGGAGUGGAGGCGGUGGCCAUCCAUGGCGGCAAGGACCAGGAGGAGAGAGAAUACGCCAUCGCGUCGUUCAAAUCCGGGAAGAAGGACGUCCUGGUGGCCACCGAUGUGGCCUCGAAGGGCCUGGACUUCCCCGACAUCCAGCACGUCAUCAACUACGACAUGCCCGCGGAGAUCGAGAACUACGUCCACCGGAUCGGGAGGACGGGGCGGUGUGGGAAGACGGGGAUAGCGACGACGUUCAUCAACAAGAACCAGAGCGAGACGACGCUCCUGGAUCUGAAGCAUCUCCUGCAGGAGGCGAAGCAGAGGAUCCCGCCGGUGCUGGCGGAGCUGAACGAUCCCAUGGAGGAUGUGGACGCCAUCACCAAUGCUAGCGGCGUGAAGGGCUGCGCCUACUGCGGUGGAUUAGGGCACCGGAUACGCGACUGCCCCAAGCUGGAGCACCAGAAGAGCAUGGCCAUUGCAGGUUCUAAGAAGGAUUAUUACGGAUCAGGUGGCUACAGGGGGGAGAUUUGA